AGUGAGGUGGCGCCGGCCGGGUCGGCGAGAUGAGGCGGAAGCCGCCGCUUGGCGGUGGGAGCAAGCGGCGCCCGCGUUGGCUGAGCGCGCUCGGGGGCGGGGCCUGCCACGUCACGCGGACGGGGGAGGGGGAAGCCCGACUGUCAAACAAACUCCCGAGGCUCCCGAGAAACGCGCACGGAAGCGCGACACGCGUCUUCCCGUCACGCGCACGCCGCCGCUCCCGGGGCGCCGCCGCCGCCGCAGAGCGGGGGACGCGGGUCUCUCCCGACGCGGCCCCUCCGGCCCGCGGAAGGCGCCCCGGAACUUCUGCCGGGCUCGUCGGCCCGCGGAGAGACCCGCGCCUGUCAGCCGCAUGCCAGCGCUCACGCUCCGCUCAGCCACGUGCGAACCGCUCGUCACAUGCCUGCCUCCCUCCCUCGGCCGCGCACCCAGAAAUUCGGUUUCUCAGCCACAGAGGAACCUGCCUUCACACAGUGCCCUCAGCCACACGUGCGGAGCCGCUUCCCUGGCCCCCAUCUCGCGUUCCCCCAGCCACAUAUAACGAGUCAGGUUUGCUCAGCACCCAUAACCUCCUUUCACAGGGUUUCCUCAGCCACACAGGCAGCGCCAUGGUUUCCUCAGGCGCACAGGAGCUUUCCAUACAGUUCUCUCGGCAACAUGGACAAUUCGCGGCCUGUGAAUGGCCAGUCACCUCGAAAAGCCAAGCCAAGCCUGUUGCUUCCCCACCAUCGGAUGAAUGGCUCGGGAUGACCCAGUGCAGUUCCAUGCAAAGCAGUGAUCUAAGCUGUCGGGGGAUAUGCAAAGGAGCUCAUCUAGGAAACGCCUCAAAUGUUGCAAAAUGGCCCUCACAGCAUUUCUUCAUCCUGCAGUCAAUCCUAUCAAGCCAAUUCUUCUUUUUCAAUGGGUCACCCCCAUCUACCGGGGAAAGAGGAACCAAUGGAAGAGUUGGCUUUUGAUCAGGUACAUUUCUGUUGCUUUAGCCUCUACAUCCAGUCACGCCACACUAACAUAGACGCACUUACAUAUAAAUACAUAUAGUGACACAGACCCGUUUGCAGAAUCAUGCCGUAGGGAAUUGCUCUGGUCUGACAAGUAACAUCAUUUUU
Molecule: messenger RNA, 1109 nt
Organism: Varanus komodoensis (Komodo dragon)
Lineage: Eukaryota; Metazoa; Chordata; Lepidosauria; Squamata; Varanidae
Exons: 2
Coding region: 30-959 (309 amino acids)
Source: RefSeq, a predicted model, not a curated record